AUGAAUCAACAACAGAUUGUUAAUGAUCAAGUUUUAGACAAUAUAUCUAGGUCACAAGAUAAAAAUGUUUUAAAAGAUUUUUUAAAAAAGGGAGAUUUAUCAACCACUAAAAAUAGUAGAAAUCAAACAUUACUUCAUUUAAUUGCAAUGAAUGAUAAUAUGGUUGCAUUGAAAUUUUAUUUAAAAAAAAAAUAUGUUGUUUUCAAAGGUACAAACAUUGUUGUAGAUCAAAGAGAUAAAGAUGGUUAUACUCCAUUACAUUGUGCAGUUAAUCAAGGUUCAUUUGAAAUUGCUAAAAAAUUCCUUUCAAGAGGUUCUGAUCCAAAUGCAAGGACUGAAUCUGGUUCAACACCAUUACAUUUAUUAUCAAAAUUUUGUCAUUCAAAUAAAUCAAUUAAAUUAGCAAAGAAAUUAAUUGAUUAUGGGGCAUAUAUAAACCAUAAAGAUAGUAAACAAGAGACACCAUUACAUAGAGCUACAAUGUUAAAUGAUAAUUAUGAUUAUUUGAAAUUAUUAUUACAUCAUGGUGCAAAUCCAAAUAUUGUUAAUAAAAGAGGUAGAACAUGUCAACACAUUUCAAUUGAACAGGGUAAGGUUGAUUUGUUGGAGUUAUUUUUAAUGUAUGGUGCAGAUUUUAAUAAAUCGACAUCAAUGUUACCAUCACCAAUUGAAAUGGCUUAUCAAUCGGUAUUUCCAUCAAUUAAACAAUUCUUUUUAAAUAGAGUUUCAACAAGAGGUGAGAAUAUUUUAAUGAUUGAAAAAGCUGUGUUUUUAGGUAAACCAAUUUCAAAUUUCGUUCAAAAUGGUGACUCUUUCACAACUGGUACUUCAACUCAACUUUAUACUGGUAAAUUAUAUAUUACAAAUUAUAGAAUAGUUUUUAAAAUUGAUCAAAUUCAAAAUAAUCAAAUAGCUUCACCACAAUCUUCAAUUUCAACUCAAACAACAUCAUCAUCAACAUCAUCACCAUUAAUUAUAAUACCAUCAAUAACUGUAAAUAAUAAUCAACAACUACUACUAUCACCAUCACCAUUAGCAUCACCAUCAUUUAAACAACAACCACAAUUACAAUUAAAUUCAUCAACAUUAUCAACAUCGUCAACAGGUUCUACAUCAUCAAUGGCAACAUUAGUAAAUACUUCCAAUACUACCACACCUACCACCAAUAAUACAAUAAUUAAUAAUGAUUUUCCAUUGCUUGAAGAUGAAGAGGAAUCAAUACCAUUAUUAUCAAUUUUAAAUUUAAGAACUGAUGAUGAUAAGGAUAAUCAAACUGGUGAUUUAGAUUCUUCAAAUAAUAAGGAAAAUAUAAUUGUACCAAAUUCUGAUCUUAAUUUUUCACAUGAAAAUAUAGUUGAUGAUUGUCUAGUUAGCUCAACAAUAUCAUCAUCAAAUGUACAAAAUAAUAAUAAUAACAAUAAUAAUAGUAGUAGUAGUAGCGGUAGUAAUAGUAAUCAUAAUAGUAUAACACAAAGUGCAUCAUCAAUUUUAAAUACAAUAAUUCAUUUUAAUAAAAAUAUUGGAGGAAGUUUAUCAAUUAUAUCUCACAAUAAUAAUAAUAAUAAUAGUCCAAAUAGUAAUAAUCCAAAUAAUAAUAAUCUAAAUAAUAAUAAUAAUAAUCAUUUAUCAACACCACCAUUAUCACCAUCACAAUCAAAUUCAUCAUUUAUUAACGAUAAUCAACAACAACAAAAACAAGAUAUAACAAUGAAUUAUCAAUUAAUAAAUAUUGAAACAAAAGAUUUUAAACAAUUUAAAUUAUAUUUUUUAUCAUUAUAUGUUAGAGAUAAAAUUAUGGAAUUAAUAAGUUAUCAUUAUAAAGAGAAAAUCGAAAGAUUAAUUAAAGUUGAAAAUCAAAAUAAAUCAAUUCAAAAGAAAAUAGCGGAAGAACAUAUUCAAAUGCAUGAUGAAUCUAGAAUUCAACAUAUUGAUCGUUAUGAAAGUUAUGGUGUUUUUGAGGAAAGUACACCAUUUUUAUUUGCAUAUCUUUAUAAACCAAUUUUUAAUUUUUCAUCAUCACAAUCACCAUCACCAUCAUUAUCAUCAUCAUCAAAUUUAUCAAAUUCAGUAAUAAGUAAUAAUAGUUUUAAUAAUAAUCAAAAUAAUCAAAAUAAUCAAAAUAAUAAUAAUAAUUUUAUAAAUGGUUGGGAAAUUUAUAAUCAAAAGAAAGAAUAUUUAAGAUUUAAUAUUAACAUUGAUGAAAAUAAUAAUAGUAAUUGUUAUUGGAGAGUGACAUCAAUUAAUAAAGAAUAUAAAAUGUGUUCAAGUUAUUCAAGUAGUUUAGUUGUUUUAUCAAAAACAUUGGAUAAAGAUUUAGAAAAGAUAUUUUCAUUUCGUAGUAAAGGUCGUAUACCAUCAUUAUCAUGGAAAGAUCCAAAUUCAAAUGCAUCCAUUAGUAGAUGUAGUCAACCAUUGGUUGGUAUUGAGAGGUCACGUUGUCCAGAGGAUGAAUUAUAUUGUAGUAAUUUAGCAUUAAGUGCACCAUCUAAAACAUUAUAUCUAAUUGAUGCUAGACCCAAAUUGAAUGCCUAUGCAAAUACUGCAAACGGUGCUGGCUUUGAAAAUAUUCAUAAUUAUCCAAAUUGUAAAUUGGUUUUUAUGAAUAUUCCAAAUAUACAUGUAAUUAGAAAAAGUUUAGAGAAAUUAACAUCAUCAAUGAGAUCUUCAACUCGUGAUAAAGAUCAUACUGAAAGCACCGAUAUGAGAUGGUGGGGUUGCAUUGAAGAAACCGGUUGGAUAUCACAUAUUAAAUCAAUUUUGGAAGCUGCUACAUUCUCUGCCGAUUUAAUUUUAAAAGGUAAUAGUAUACUAGUUCAUUGUAGUGAUGGUUGGGAUAGAACUCCACAAAUUACUUCAUUAACUCAAAUUCUAUUGGACCCCUAUUAUCGUACUAUUGUUGGUUUUCAAGUAUUAAUAGAGAAGGAGUGGCUUAGUUUUGGUCAUAAAUUCUCUUUACGUCUUGGUCAUUUACCUGGUAAUGAAGAAGAGAGAUCUCCAAUUUUUCAACAAUUUUUAGAUUGUUGUUUUCAAUUGUGUAGUCAAUUCCCUUUACUUUUCGAAUUCACACCAACAUUGCUACUCUUUAUAUCAGAUAAUAUUCAUAGUUGUAAAUAUGGUACUUUCUUAAAUAAUUGUGAAAAAGAUAGAGUUCAAGAUCAAGUUAAAUUUAAAACUACUUCAAUUUGGUCUGAAGUUCAUUUUAAUAUUCAUAAAUUUUUAAAUCCUUAUUAUAAUCCUCAAGAUAUUCAAUCAAUUAAACCAAAAUUAUAUUCACGUUGUUUAGAACUUUGGAAAGCUUGUUAUAUGAGAGUUGAAUCAAAAGAUUUUUGGAUGCAUAGUAAUUGGUUAUUACAUAAUUCAACUUUUAAUUUUCAAAAUAAUCAAAAUAAUCAAAAUAAUAAUAAUACUAAAAAUAAUUUAAGUAAAUUAUUUUUACAAAAUCAACAUCAACAUAAAAAUCAACAACAACAAAAUAGUGAUAGUACUAGAGCAUCAAUUUCAUCAAUUUCUUCAAGUAAUAGUUAUAAUAAUGAUACUACACCUGCUCAUUGGAUACCGCAAAAUAAACAUUCCCAAACUCAACAUUCACCAAUACUAGCAUCUCAUAGACCUACUUCAAUUAUUAAUGAUUUAAAAGAUAUUUAA
Molecule: messenger RNA, 3645 nt
Organism: Dictyostelium discoideum AX4
Lineage: Eukaryota; Evosea; Eumycetozoa; Dictyosteliales; Dictyosteliaceae
Exons: 2
Coding region: 1-3645 (1214 amino acids)
Source: RefSeq, a predicted model, not a curated record